CGUGCCUAGUUUGUCCCUCUUUACCUACCGUAACUACGCACAAGUAUGGCGGUCUGAGAGUUGUGACAACUGUUUUGAUGGUGUAAACAAUACAUUUUCCAUAACUAAAUCACCCUUUUCUUGUAUUUCUUGUAUUUCUAAACUAACAACUACAGUGCGACUCAAGACCAUCAUGCCAUCUGCCUGUGACUCUCUGGUUGAAGACAUUGAGGACAUGGUGUCCUCUACUGACCCAACUCCUAAUGAGAGACAGUCCGCUAGAAAGAGUAUUGUACCAAGGUCCAGGAAGAAAAACGAGAGUCUGAUCCAUGAGGAGCUCCAUGCUGACAGUUUAAUCCCUGGCACCCAAAAAAUCUGGAUGAAAACGUGGGGCUGCAGUCAUAACAACUCAGAUGGAGAGUACAUGGCCGGACAGCUAGCUGCCAGCGGAUACAAGAUGACUGAUGACCCAACAGACGCAGACCUGUGGGUGCUGAACAGCUGCACUGUGAAAAACCCUGCAGAGGACCACUUCAGAAACUCAAUCAAAAAAGCCCUAGAACAGCAGAAGAAGGUGGUAGUAGCUGGUUGUGUCCCCCAGGCUCAGCCACGGAUGGACUACCUCAAAGGACUCAGCAUCAUUGGGGUCCAACAGAUUGAUCGAGUGGUGGAAGUAGUGGACGAGGCUGUUAAAGGCCACUCAGUUCGUCUGUUGGGUCAGAAGAAAGAUGGAGGCCGGAGGCUCGGAGGAGCCAGACUGGACCUGCCCAAGAUCAGGAAGAACCCUCUUAUUGAAAUCAUCUCUAUCAACACUGGGUGUCUGAAUGCAUGUACGUACUGUAAAACUAAGCAUGCCAGAGGAGACCUGGCCAGCUAUCCCAUCGAGGAGCUUGUUGAGAGAGCCAGGCAAUCGUUCCAGGAGGGAGUGUGUGAGAUCUGGUUGACCAGUGAAGACACAGGAGCUUAUGGUAGAGACAUAGGGACAGACCUGCCCACAUUGCUGUGGAGAUUGGUGGAGGAGAUUCCUGAAGGAGCCAUGCUGAGGCUGGGUAUGACCAACCCACCAUAUAUUCUGGAACACCUAGAGGAGAUGGCUAAGAUAUUGAAUCAUCCACGCGUCUAUGCCUUCCUUCAUGUUCCUGUGCAGUCGGCCUCUGACAGCGUCCUGAUGGACAUGAAGAGAGAGUAUUGCAUUGAUGACUUCAAAAAAGUGGUGGACUUCCUUAAAGAGAGGGUCCCAGGUGUUACCAUUGCUACAGAUUUAAUCUGCGGUUUUCCUGGUGAGACAGAGGAAGACUUCCAAGAGACAGUAGACAUGGUGAAACUGUACCGAUUCCCCAGUCUCUUCAUCAACCAGUUCUACCCCAGACCCGGUACACCUGCUGCCAAGAUGGAGCAAGUACCAGCACAUGUGAAGAAGCAGAGGACUAAAGAGCUGUCCCAACUCUUCCACUCUUACAACCCCUACGACCAUAAGGUAGGGGAGAGGCAACAUGUGUUGGUAACAGAGGAGUCCUUUGAUGCCCAAUACUAUGUGUCUCACAACAAGUUCUAUGAACAGGUGCUGGUACCUAAAAGGGCUGAGUUCAAAGGGAAGAUGAUUGAGGUGGACAUCUACGAGGCAGGAAAACACUUCUUGAAAGGCCGGCCGGUGGAAGAGAGUAUGCCCUUCACUCCCUCCAUUGCCGCACCGCUUCAGAAAGGAGAGGUGUCCGGCCUGAUGCAGCAUCAGACGCCCAAUGGCAUCCAAGGUCCUUCUUCUAUGCCUUCUUCAUCUGUUUUGUUGAUCGGCUCUUACAGUCUUGACAGGGAAGUACUGAAGAAGCUGGGGAUCGGGCUCACUCUGGCAGCAGCCAUCUUGGCCUUCAUCGUAGAGAAACUGUACUGAUGGUACAACUGCAAACCAGAAGAAGAUUGUGAGGAAGUGAGAGGACAGUGACAUCGUAGUAGCCUAAACAAUGUGUUUGAAGCGGGUGAAUACAGUGAUAAAACUCCACGUGCUCUUAUUCUAUCUUGAAUGAAUCCAAAGAAAACAAGACAGAGUCAGUAUCACAGUUAAGGAUUAUUUAAAUGUUCUGAGAUUCAUGUUGUUUUCGGUGAAGUUAGUAUUUUAAUUAAAGUUAGACUUUUUAAAUAGUUUACCACUUAGUGAUGUCAGUGUCUUUUGUCAUUGAUGGAGGAAUAACCACAUUGUCUUGACAGGUCAGCAGCAACACUGUGGUUAAAGGCAAUUUGUAUCCUUCAUUUCAAAGUAUUUAUUUUUGAAAGAGGGACAUGGACAGUAUAUUUUCUGAUCUCAAUGAAAGACUUUUCUUUCUUACUGUCUCUGAAGUUGUUUUAGCAUGUAAUUCUUUCGUUAAAGUUUUUUUGUUAGUUUCAUUUUAUGUUUUUUUUUGUCUCAUACAUCAAAGUCAGGUGGCUGAUGUAGGGCCAGGUGGCUAAUGCGGACUGCUUGGAUUGAUGAUCAUUAUGAACUCUUUAUUUUGUCCCACAGUACACCACUCAUCCAAUGUGAUUUUUUUUGUUGUUUUUUUUUACAUGUGAUGGCCGGCUUUGGUGCCACCAUGAAGGAUUGUUGUUUAUAGUUUCUUACUUACCUGUAGUUGUGUCUGGUAAGAUUUUUGCUGCCACCCCAAUACAGUAAAGGCAAAUGUAUCUAAAACUAUACAUCACUAGAGGUAAAUGAGAUUUUUUUCUUCUUUUUUCAGGUAAAUUGACCCUGUAAUACAAGUACUCUGUUGAUACAUGGGCUGCUUGUGGUGUAUGAGUCAUAAAUGUGACUGACCUUUUGGCUUUUCUUGAUUAGCAUUGUUGCAACCAUCCAAAAUAGUUUAAUAAAGGAAAAAUGCAAUCUGUCAUGUUUGAAAUUACUUGUGUAUUAAAUGCUAGGUUUUUACAAAUAAACAAGUCCUGUGUGUCCACAGUGCUCUGUAUCGCUCAGUUGUUUUUAUUUAUGCUAUACAGUCUGUUUGUGUUUCUCUCUAAUGUCUUUCUGUUUGGAGAUACAGCGGUCCCAACAUAUGUUUUUAAUUUUACGACAGUUAAGAAUCCAUGCCACAAUUUAUGUGUCGCAUUGCACUGGCACGUGUCUGUCAGUAUGUCUGCAUUUUUAACCGUGUGCUCUGCAUAUGCACACAUGCCUUGCAUAUAUUCCUAGUCAAAAGUGUCUUUCAGCUUGUGUGUGUGUGUGUGUGUGUGUGUGUUUUGUGUGGGUGGUGUGUGUGUGUACUUACAUGCCUGCCCUGUCUGAUGUGCUGAUGCUGUAUGCUUAAUUUAGCAGAAAGCCAGCAUGUGUGUGUCAGGAGUGACAGGGCUCAUUGCGGUCUUAUUCAGAAAGCCCUGUUAUUAUACAUACCACUCUUUGUAGCCUACACACACAAACACACACACUAGCGUUGUAUUACUCUAUUAUAUGAUUCAUGUUACACAUUCUGUUGACACACAGAUAUUUACCCUGGCUUUUUCUUACCUAGAUGGUACAUGUCACACACACCCACAGCACACUGCAAUUUUGUAGUAUGUGGGCAGAUGAUGUACAUCAAGCAAACUUGCACACAAACACAGGCACCAAAGCUUUAUAUUACCCGAUCAAACGAAGCGUUUCUCUCUCAUUCUCUCUCUCACACACACACACACACACACACACACACCACACACACACACACACACACACACACACACACACAAAAUAGCUUUGUAUUAUGUGAUCAAAUGAUGCGUGUAGCUAUGAAGCUUGUUACAUCCAUCCAGCAGUGCCCUAUAUUAUUCUGCAGCCAUCCAUACUGGGUGACAGUUCUUUUGAUGCUUUGUAAGCACAUUUCCUCACUGUGUAUGUCAUUUACACCACAUUGUUCUCCAAUGAAAUAUGGAUGCAACGACAUCCUUUAUGUUUGGGAGAUCAUCACUUACUAUGAAAUAUUGAGGCGGGAAGCAUAGAAAGGAGAUCAUUAUUCACUUUGCAUCAUUCACUUCACUUGUUUUGAAUAAAAGAAAAAGUUUCUGAA
Etheostoma spectabile (orangethroat darter) is the source of this 3983-nucleotide messenger RNA. RefSeq names its product CDK5 regulatory subunit associated protein 1-like 1 (gene cdkal1). Gene Ontology annotation, cellular component: endoplasmic reticulum. Gene Ontology annotation, biological process: tRNA methylthiolation. The record is from RefSeq and is a predicted model, not a curated record. Gene Ontology annotation, molecular function: 4 iron, 4 sulfur cluster binding; tRNA (N(6)-L-threonylcarbamoyladenosine(37)-C(2))-methylthiotransferase activity. The coding region runs from base 173 to 1867 and encodes 564 amino acids. NCBI's taxonomy places the organism in Eukaryota, Metazoa, Chordata, Actinopteri, Perciformes, Percidae. The transcript has 15 exons.